UAAACUUCUUAUUACAAAAAUGGAUUGCUGAAUAGUUGAAGAUGGCAUUGAAAGUACUUUGAAAUAUCCAAAUGGAGAGUAUCUUAAGCGCGAUUGUGAAGGAGAGCUCAGCUGUCAAGUUUGCCCCCAUCAAGGCUGCUUCCAGUGAAGCUCUGGAGUUCCUGCAAGAUGAGAGACAAGUUGCCAGCAUUCCAACUUACCAGUUAAGAGACAAAUGUCUUCACCCGCUUCAGCUUGCCUUGGAAUCGAGGAACAGUAAGCUGACCAGCUAUGGCAUUGGAGGCAUGCAGAAAAUGAUAGAUGAUAGUCGGUUUCAUUCAAGUAUUGUGCAUGAGUGCGAUGACAACUGGCUACCGCUGCAAGUCCUCCAGGCUGUGGUGGCCACGCCCAAUCUCCCUGAGGAGUCGCAGGUGGAGGUCAUGAAGGUGUUACUUAGUAUGACGUUCUCCUCCGUGUGGUGUGCCAAUGCAAAGAUAAUCACGAAGAUUGCAGAGCUAUGUCUGAAUUGUUUUCUGUCGUCUAAUAGGCAGUACCUUCGUUACGUCUGUCUCACAACGCUCUCACAAAUUGUCGGUGGUUGUUAUGGCCGCCACACCGUGAAAGAGUUACCCAUUGAGUUCAAUUUUGACAAAAAGUGGUCAGAGACUUUGGAGAGCUGGCCUCGGCGACGUCCACCUUGGGUCUCUUUUCAAAAGUUAAUCAUGGUGUGCCUUGAGACAUUCAACACCAGCUCACAGAGUGUACGCACGGCUAUCAGGGCAACACUCACUCAAAUGCUGAGUUCUAUAGCUGAGAAGUUAUAUGAGACACAGACUAGUAUGGGUGACAGUAGCGAUGAGGAUGAUGAGGUGAUGGAAGAUGGGGCCAAGCAACAAAAAGACCUAGCAGCAUCCAAUGCCUUGUGUAAAGAUGUGGUGGAUAUUAUGUGCUUUCUUUGUGAGAAACUGAGGUCAACACAAUGCGUACAACAGCACAAACCAUUGGUCCCCCUACUGCUUGAAGGCAUUUACUCAAUAUUGAAAAAUCUACCCACAUCGGUGAGAGAUAGUCCUGAGUUUGUGGAGUUACUCUGGAAACAGCUUUGCCCCGGUCUAAUCUCCAUGCUGGGCAACCCAGUCACAGACAAAAGUGUCGUACAGAAACCUGCCUAUGGAUCACAGGACGGGAGGGGCUCAGGCUGUUCCACAAAUGCUCCCAAUGUUGCUGAACACUCGGCGAAGACUAUUUACAAUAUUGCUGUGGAGUUGGUGAAGAUUGUUGGUAGUCUGCGCUCCCUGCGUCCUGUCCUCGAAUCCGUGUUUCAUCGUAUGCUGCUGUAUCCUCCACCACAGCAUCGAUUGGAAGCGAUCAGAAUUCUAAAGGAGGUCUUGAGCAGCCCGGAAGGUCUACUGAGUCUGGCUGGUCCCACCAUGGCUGAUGAUUCUGCCAAGUGCCCUGGCAAUAAACUAUCACAAUCCAAUAUUGCAUUACUCAAAUUAGUGGUUGAUUCUGUGCAAGAGUGCUGCCACUGUAACGAGUCCUCUGUGUGUAUAACAAGUGUACAGUGCAUGGACGAGUUGCUCAAGUCAUUAGAGCAGGUCGUACAGGGGGAACACCUCCCCCAGGAUGUCGUGGAUGGCAUCCUGGAGCAGUUUGACCCUCCGGAUAUGAUGUCCUCUGUUUCUGAAUGUGAAGAUACGUUGGAAUCAUCGCAAGAGACCACAAUGUCAGCAGAGGCGAAAAUCGAUCAUUUGAAAACAAUCAUUGACAGUGUCCACGCCAAACAUCGCGAGCAGGAAGAAAAUGAGGUGUUCGAUUCAGAUGCAGAGGAGCCGUCUGAUCUCAAUAAAGGACACGAUUUAGGCGACAGGAAACUCAGUUCUGGAUGUUACACACAGGAGGCGCGAGAGGAGGAUUACAAGUCGAGGUUUCCCAUGGAAGAUUUCCAUUCAAUGGAGAAACAAAGUGCCAAAGACUAUGUCGUCUGCUUGCUACAGGUUCUGCCAUCUUUAUUAGAUAUUCCGAGCAUUUCUGAAUUGGAUGAAACGCUGCAGACAUUUGCAUCCAAUUUUUGUACAGGUCAACGAUCAUCAAAUGCAAAAGCAGACGAGAGUGGGAACAAUAACGCAUGUAAAGUUAUCCUGAAUGCAGACGGUGUUUACAUGGCCACAUACAGCACCCUCUUACUAAAUCUGAAGUUACUCAAGAGCGGUUACUAUAGCAACAAGGACCAGAAGGUGCUGGUCACUGAGGUUGAAUUCGUCAAUGAUAUUCUGGACAGUGAGCUUCUGCUGUAUCUCUCUGACACGUGGCUGUCUGAAGUCUAUCGUCAGACCCUUAGCCUCAAUCUUCUACAAAUGGCUGGAUUCGCUGAAACCAUUCACAAGAAUAAUCCUCUAAUAAAUGUCCUCACAGAAAUGCUUGUUGACAAUGUAAAACACGGGUCAAAAUGUUGGACAUGGUUGGACAUUGAUGGCCUCUGUAGCCUCCAACUUGGCGGUCAGCUCCUCCGUGAAUACAAAGAAGAGGAAGAGAACGAGAAUCAAGAUAUGAUAAAAAGACGAUCCAUCGAAGCCGGGAUGAAAUUCGCCAAAGCUGUCCUCAUGUUGUGCUGGGACGGAAUCCUCGAUGUUCUUUCUGUCCUCCUCGAUGGGAAGAGUUCAUGUGGUAUCACGAGUAGUUUGAGUCUGAUGUUGGGGACAGAGGGCGCUAAGGAGGAGAGUAAGAGAGCGCAGGAGGCAAUUUGUAUGAGUCUUGAUGGACUUCAGAGAGCGGCUAGGUUAGCCUGCAUGUUAGGUCUCCAGAUGCGUUGUGGUACUGUCUUUGCCCAAUUAGCCAGUGCAUCCUGUGUUAUGGAGGAAACCAAACGAAGCCCCAUUCCAGAUAGGAAGACAACCAAAAUGCCCGUUCUAGUCUCCAAACCUAAGUUACCCCGUCUACAUGCAGCUCAUGCACUGAGUUUGGAUGUUGUGUUGACCACUGGGUUGGAGAUGGGUAGCCACUCCAAGGACUGCUGGGCUCAUGUAUUCAGAUCUUGUGCUCAUAUCUCACAGUUAGAGCAUACAUACUUCAGCCGUGGUAACAACCAGUCUAAUCUGCCCAAGAUUCACCCGCAGGGCCAUCCCAUGGAGAUGAAUAAUGAGGAUGAGGAGAGUCACGAAUACUAUGGGAUUCCAGUUGUCCCGAUGGUGCCGGUAGCUCCCAGCAUCAAUGUGCCUGAGCUGAUAAAGCAGAGUAAACUAGAGUCUGGAUGGGAUAGUGCAAUAGUAGCUGGUGGAGUCUUGAACGGUGCUCAGACGUCCAAGUGUCUUUGUGGACUCUCGCAAGCUGUAGAUAGAUUAUUCGAAGACGCUGCCUAUAAACUUACCAUGAAAUCAUUGAUAGGAUUCCUUGCUGAGCUGAGCCGUAGCAGCAGCCAGCAGCUCUACUCCCUAGGACGGCCCAACUUGGAGCGCGAGGAGGGGGCAGCGGGUUCAAAUCUUCCUACGAAUGUGCUUCAUUUGUAUCGGCUUGGCGACGUUAUGUUGAAGUGCAUAAAGAGCGGACGGCCACUGAUGCAUAUCAUGAGAAUUUGGACUACUGUGUCUCCGCAUUUUGUAGAAGCUGCCUGUCACAGGGAUCGUCGCAUAUCCAAAAAGGCUGUUGCUUGCAUCCACGAUUGCGUCACAACUCUCCUAAGCAUUCGUCAAGAGUUACCUCACUUCCAUUUCAAUGAGUUGUUAUGUAAACCAUUUGAGAAUUUGCUGUGUUUGGAACUGUGCGAUGGGGACGCCCAGGAUCAGAUUGUAUGUUCCAUAUGUGAGCUUGUCGAAGCGUGUACCAUAGAGAUCUGUUCAGGAUGGCGCCCCCUAUUUGCUGCCCUGAGAGCCGUUAAGAUUGAAUUCACGACCAAUGAAGAAGUGAAUGAGGCCCGACAACGUCAUGUAGCUGCCGUACUAGAUGUUUUCGAGGUUUUUUUAAACUCGGAUAAUAUACUGGUGUUUGCUAACGCUGCCAUAGACUGUAUUCUCUGCCUGUUGAAGUAUGUCAGAGGCCCUGGUGAAUUUGAAUCAGAUUUUGAUGACUCGGACUCAGGCAGUGACUGCCUACCUGCGGAGAGUACCGAGAACCUCUGUAUACCUGCCUUGAAGUACCUCAAACAGUGUUGUGAAAUUCUGUCUACGAUGUGGAAUAUGCCGGCCUGUCCUAUAUUCAACGGUGCUCAUAGAAUCAAGAUGAAUUCUGUACCACAGUGUGUAGACCCAAUGAUUCCUUUCAUGGAUCUAGAAUCAUUUCAACGUUUCUUCGACCAAACACCAAGUCAGCGUGGAUCCAUUGGAAGUUUUGUCCAAUCAGAUUGGAAUAAACCAAUGGACAUGUCGCUAGUCACCGAUUUAAAAACGCUCAGCAUCGCUGAGCACAAUAAUGAAUCACUGCCAAGUCAAGAUUCAGGAAAUUUCACGCUGUCGCCCGGAUCUGGAGAAAAUGCAGCUGAUACCUUGGAAAAUCAAGUCGAUUCAGAACCAAAAGAUGAGACGCCAAAAGUUGAGAGGCAGCGACCAGAAAAUGCUGAGAUUCAUCUGUCCCGGACGCAGACUGCCCAAGAGGGCAUGUGUUCGAAGCUGCAGAUUCAGAUCCAGACGAAGACCUUGGGAGAGAUGGACAACCACACUGGGAUACUCCAUGUGUGGUUCCUACUCCUGGAGGGCAUGGCUACAGCUGUCUCGACCUGCCCGAAGACAUAUCAGCCUCAGACACUUGAAAUGCUAUUCGAUCUGCUGAGGUCAUCUGCUAAUACUCCGGGUGCGGAGUUUGGUAUCUACUGUAUCAAUCAUCUGCUGCUGCCGAUGCUUCAAGACUGGCUGAGGCAUUGUACCAAGUCAUACGGCUACUUUGAGGGGUCGCCUGCUAACUUCAAACAGUGCUGUGGACUCUGCACUGAUCUUGUGGUGGAAUAUAUUGUGCAGUUUGCUGGAACUCCAGAGACACAUUCUGGCACCGAGUUCAUGUUAAAACAAAUGAUGGAUGUAUUAGUUGAGUGUAUAGCCCAGCCAGUCGAAGCCAUCUCAAGAUUAGGCUGCUCCUGUGUCCGACAUGCUAUCCUGAGCAGUGGGCCUCUCCUUACUGAGAACAUGUGGCACAUAGUCACCCAGUCGUUGCACCAUGCCUUCAACGUGACCAUGUACAGUACACGGCAGCUGAUGACUCUAUUCCAUGCCAAUUCAGACAACUUCUACGGUGAUAUUGGCCAGGUCAAAGUGGCUGCUCGGAAAGACUGCUCAGUUACAGAAUGUGAACGUUUGCGGCAGCUAGCUUUACAAGUUUUCCUAUUGGACAGUCAACGGGCAAAGAGUCCGUUAGCACCUGCUGAGCUGGAGCAAGAUCGCACCUAUGUGUUCUUGUUGUAUCCACCAGAGUUUGCGGAUAGUUACAAUCCAGAACACAUUAUGACCAGGGUACCUUUCAGAAGUCUCGUCGUGGGGCUUCUAUCCCAUCAACUUCUGCUGCAGACAGUGGGAGCUAUCCUCCUGGAGGGGACGUCAAACGUAGCCACAGCUGAACAACAUAUCUUACAACGAAGGUUGAGCCAGGAUAGUGAAGAUUUGGAGGCAAAGGAUCAAGGACUGCCUGGAAUGCUGAAUUACCUCUCCUCAAGGAAUAUGCUGACGAUACUUCAAUGCCUGCAGGAUUCCUAUCGACUUGCCAUGGACUUUGACUCCAGGCCUGGACUUAAGUUUCUCAUUCAGAAAGUAGCGAGCUCUGAUGUUGCGGCAAACUUAUACAAACAAGCUGGGAUCAGUAUGACUUUCAUGGUGCACACACUCAUUGAGGUCUGCAUGAGCAAUAAGGUGACAUCGUCGGAACAGGUCAAGGAGAUUUUGCGUUUGCACCUCGAAGCGAAAAAGGAAGUGACAGAAAGAUUUGAGAAGGAAUUUGAGGAAUUAAUUCGGGAGCAGGGACGGACGAAGACGAAAGAUCAAGUCAUGCCUAGCCCUGCAUAUGUUAUUUCUGAUUUGUACAGUGAUAUGGAGUCAGCUCGUCGAAGCCAUGGUACGAUUUCUGAACAUCAUGCCAUCUUCAUCAAGCUGUUGUACGAGUGCUGUAACGAUAUCUGUACGACGUACACUGACCUUGUCCUGGAUAAAGAGGGGACGGCCACAGCUGACCGGAUGUCUGAUCGCCCACUUUUCUUCCUCGUGGCGCAACCAGAUGAGAUACCAGAGCUGAAACGCGAGAAAGCAUUGAUGACGAUGGUGGCGGAGAAACUCCAGGAGCAGCAAUUGCAGCUGCAGCAUCAGGGACCGAUGGCAACUGCCCAGGUGCCAGUCCAAGCUCAGUGUCCUCAAGAUUCUUAUUACGACUUUCUCAGCAAUGAGCAGGGUUCAAUGGUUGAACACUCAGAAACUGUCUCAGAGUACACUCAGUCUAUGAUGUCAUCGCGUAUGUCGCCCUUACACAGCCCAGAUGAUGACCGAAUCGGUAAACACAACCCAGAGGAUAAAGUCUAUACUGUGGCGACGGACAGAACAAUCAAGAACUUGAUGUCGGCGUAUAAGAAAAGGAAACAGCAACACAGUAUGCCAACAUUUAGAAGGUCAAAGCCGAGCAAGCCGAAAGUACCCAAGACCCGGAAGUCAAAGAACACUGACCCCAUUCAAGAGGAAAUUGAAAACGAACAAACCAACUCAAUUAUGAAGGACAGCGAAGCACAUAUCCAGUCAUGGACAGAAAUGAUCUGUACUCUAUUAAACCUCAUCCACCAAGUUGCCGACGAGUCUCACCAACUUCUUCUCCCGGUCGUCUUCCCCAGUCUCAAUCAACUCGUCUGCCACGCGGAGGAUGUCCGCCUGAAGGAGGCGCUUGCUAUGUGGGUGCAUCGCCUUGGGUAUAUCUGUGGUUUUGCCUGGAGGACGGCAAACCAAUCAUGAUCACUGUGUUUGUUGUUUCGUGAUUCGUGUGUGCUUGUAAAAUGUAAAAAUAAGAUGGAUAUCUUGUGGUACCAAAUCGACACACUAUGUUUUAUCAUUGGUACAUACAGUUUUAUGUGCAUCUUUUACACAUAUGCACUGUAAACAAGUGGCCAUCAAAGGAGUGGCCUAGUUUUAUUCAGGCACUGUCUGUCUGUGUCACAUUUCAAUGUCUCUACAUUUGUGCUUAGCUUCACCUUACUGAAUAUAAAUCAAAAUCCAGGCAAAUUCUGAUAUCCUGUGUGCUCGAUUGCUGCUACAGUAGGACGCCAGCCGACAAAUCCACCACCAAAAUCCCAACUGUCGAAAAAAGAUUGAUGGAAAGGUUGAAAUUUCUCCCGCCAUGAUUGGGAAGGAAAACCAACAAGGCAUCGGGGACAUGACCUAUUAGGGCGAUGGCUGAACGUUGUUCGUUAAACGACCCAAGGGUGAUCAUGAACGGGCGAGAAAUUCCUCAAACGCAAGCCGUGUUUUGCUGUCGUGUUAUUGAUGCGUUCCUAGGGAGCAAUUCCUCUCCUCCGCAAUGGUGCAGUCAAAAAUUAAAACUCGGUGAUUGCAAUUUUAAUCAGUUUCAAAUUGACAGAUUUAUAAUAUAUUGAUCUAUGUGGGGUAGAACUGAUAUGUGGAAAAUACCAAAGGGGUUCAGCAAUUUAACGUCUGUGCCCAUCUUUAGCAGUCUUGCGUAAUUAGAGACAUCGUUAUGAUUUUUUCGUGCUGAGACAUCCAUUUGUGUCUUCUGUGCAUCUGCUCUACAGAAUUAUACUGCAGAAGACUAACGUUUGUGCUUUGCUAAUUACUGGUUGUGCUUGGUCUGAUAAAUUCUUUGUGUCCCUCGACGGUAGUUAUUGGCAAAAUAGUUUGAAGUUGGAAUGAUUAAUGAGGUGAAAGCAUGUGAUACAUAACGGUUUCCAUCGCAUAUGACAUUUACAUAUUUAUAACUAAAAGAUCAGUUUUUGACUUUGAACAGCUGAGAAAACACAUUAGGGGCUUUUUUCAAGGAGUUUGUGUGCAUCAUUAUCAUACAGUUGUGAUCUGCUCGUAAAAGUCGAGACUCUACAUAAAAAAAUGUUUGAGAUGAAAGUGUGAUGUAGUCUAAAAAAACUUGGAAUAUCCUCGGGAUGUCUCUUGAGUGGUUCAGAAUGGAAAGUUGUUGAGGUGAAUUAACCAAUAUCUCCUUUAAAUGGACAAUUCCAAUGAAAGAUGAUUAGAAAUGAAUGCCAUGGUUAGCAAUCAGCGUCAUCUCUCUUUCGUUCAGGACUCGAACCUGUGACCAACAGAUAGUGAAUCGGACACUGAACUAGACUGCUAUAUAACGCAUCUUUGGCGUUGUCCGCUUCGAACCUCAACUGCACUUUUGCUACAUAUUCCAGUCACAAUUUAUCGUACAUUCAUAACCAUUGUGAUAAGUACUCCAAAGUAUGGUUUUCUGGCCCAUUGAAUCAUUCGGUCAUAGUCAUUUCCACAAAUUACUCAUACGAUAUUUGAGCGGAUGUCUUGGGACAGCCGGCUUUGUGGGCCGCAUGAUGAAAUGAAAACGUUAUCAUUAAUCAUGUGGUGGUGUAAGAAAUAACUUUCUUGAGAAUUAUGGUUGAAGAUUUCUUAUUUCUAUUUCCAUCCUACAAUUUAGAACAAAAUAUAAAAAAGGGUCAUGGGAAUACUUUUAAAUAUAUUGGCAUUGAGAAAUAUGCUUUGAUUAUUACAUUGUAUUCCACAGCUCAGGUUCUUGAAGCAUUUCCAGUGUGUUGAUGUGAGAGAAAUGAUAUUAACCAGCAUGAACAUUCCUAUUAUUUAUUGUUAGACCCUCACAUGAAUGAAAAUUGGACCAAAAACUGCUGUUUUGUUUUUUUCAGGAACCAAGGCUUGUACUUUAGCAUGUAAUAUUUGUUGAGAGUUACUGGCAUGUACCAAUUUGUUUGUUUUCAUUAAUUUAUUUCUACCCGUGUUAAUUUUUUGUUGUACAUGUAUAUAUGAAUAAGAUGCUAAUAUUUCAUUGUGUAAUUAAUGGUAAUUUUGACGAAAGGGAGAAACAUUUUACUAUAUGACUUAUAUGAAACUCCUCUGUCAGGUCAAUAAGCUUGCUUACUGCAGGACCAGCAUCAUAACAACUCUAUCAGUACAUGCAUUACUGUGGAGGUAUCUUGUUGCUUCAUUGGUUAAAAUUCACACAAUUCUGAUGUGUUAAAGGGAACUGGAACCGCCGAAGAAUUUAUUCAACUUUUCGACUUUCACCGCCCGAGAAAGUCAAACUUCCAACUUGCUAUUCGAGUUCAGAUUUGUAGCUCCGCCCCCAGUGCCCGAGCAUGCGCAGUUCAAUUUGUUAUUAUUGAGAAUCAUGUGAGAAUCACGUGACUCAUGCGAUCUUUCAUUCAUGAGUUUUCGUAGUAAAUUCCAUAGUAGUGACGUCACUCAAUGAUUGACAGCUAGGCGCCAUGUUUCAUUCAUGCCUCGUUCUGAUCACCCGAUACGCGGGAAAUGAAAACGAGGUCAUACGAACUGGCUUGGCGGUUUCAGUUCCCUUUAACCCUUGAUGGGUCAAGAUAUGGUGAGGUGGACAUCUAUGCCAGAAGGAGGAUUUCUAUCAUUACAUGCAGUCACUGGUUUUGGUUUCAAAUUGGUAAUUUCUAUUCAAUUUAACCUGGACUGCAGUUUUCACUCCAAUGGCUGUCCUUUAAUUGAAAGGUUCAACUGUACAAAAUUGUAGCGUCACCCACUCCAUUGUUGAUAACCAAAGAUAUAAUUCAGCAUUUAAAGUCCAUUGUGCAAUAUGUCGUGAUUUCAGUUUGUGUAAUAUUUGAUUUUCUCCCUAAAAAGAACAAAGCAGCUUUAAAUUAUAUGUACAAAGUGUAUUAUAUGUGCAUGUGAUGGUUAAAUUGGAAGUACAUAUACAGUUAGUUACUAUAUCCUAGUCAUUUUGGUGAUGUAUUCAUAUACACAUGUAUAAAAGGAAUAUAAACUAUUUUAUUCGAAGUUGUUGAAUAUUCUCUGUUGAGAUGAAACUAAAAGUUGUGACUUAAGUGAAUAAAAUCAUGUAUGAUAAUGAUAA
Messenger RNA from Lineus longissimus, 9969 nucleotides. RefSeq names its product brefeldin A-inhibited guanine nucleotide-exchange protein 3-like. The coding region runs from base 72 to 6887 and encodes 2271 amino acids. Gene Ontology annotation, molecular function: guanyl-nucleotide exchange factor activity. The record is from RefSeq and is a predicted model, not a curated record. Gene Ontology annotation, biological process: regulation of ARF protein signal transduction. NCBI's taxonomy places the organism in Eukaryota, Metazoa, Nemertea, Pilidiophora, Heteronemertea, Lineidae. The transcript has 38 exons.